Molecule: messenger RNA, 1698 nt
Organism: Alternaria metachromatica
Lineage: Eukaryota; Fungi; Ascomycota; Dothideomycetes; Pleosporales; Pleosporaceae
Exons: 2
Coding region: 1-1698 (565 amino acids)
Source: RefSeq, a predicted model, not a curated record
AUGACUAGUCUCUAUGGGUACACGUCGCGCUUCAUCCCAGAGCUGGCUCUCCUAGGCUACACAGAUGUAGCAGCGCGCCUGAUUGGCGAACUCAACAACUAUGACUUCUACCACGAUCGUCUCGGAAGUCUUCGGCCCCUUUGGUUCCUCUGGGAUCUGCGUGCGAAGGAAGAUGGUGCACCAUGGCCUGAUGGAGAAGAAGAUAAGGUGCGUCAGGCUGUGAGGGAGAGACGAGCCAAGAUCAGCAGCGACGAUGCUCGAACGGGGAACGACGAAACGAUAACGCCCGACGAUAUAGAAGAGGAGCUGCAAGCUAUCGCGAAAGAGUUUGCGUCGAAAUGGUAUUACCCGACUGAGAUGCCAGGGCCAGGUCUUGCAGAAGCAUUCCAUGCCCACGAGCUCGAUCGCUCAGCCACCACUUCUCAGCUGCUUGAUGGUGCGAUAGAUGUCAUCCAUAGCUUUGAGAUUUCACGUCCGGCACCUACGAUCCGAGACGUGAGAAGCGGGCUGGUGCGUAUACUGAACCUGGUCUUGUCGGCUGAAGCACACCAUGAACAGCCCGGCAUGGGCGAAACACUACGCAAGUUGGGCACCCCGACAUCCCAUGAGUUGCUACGUUGGCUAGCGCAUAGCUUUGGGGAACGUUCGUACGAGACUCAGCCGGCGACGGAGUCCAGGCAGGCAUGGAAGUUGUACAAAAGCGGAGCGCUGAGACAACAACUCAACAUCAAUGAAGCAGCGCUCGCAGCCUUCGCAAAGGACUUCGAGAACGCUUUGAUCGAGCGACUCACAAAUGGUCGAGCUAGACCAAGAGCAAAUACUUCCAUGCAGGAACUCUUGGAAGCGGUAGAAUACAACACAAGAUACAACGCCGAGGCCAGAGAAGUCAAUCCCGAGCCCCCCGAAACCUUGCUCUUUCACUCCCCAGCCACCGACUCGCAGAUUGAAGAAGCCGAAGCGCGUCUUAACACCACGUUGCCAGCCGACUAUAAAACCUUCCUCCGCCUCAGCAACGGUUUCGGUUCUCCAUGGGGCCACCCACUAGGCGACCUCCAAACGCCUCUGCACCCCGUCGACAAACUGCGCUGGCUCGACCCCGCAGAAGAAGACUACUUCACUGAUCUCACGCUCGAUCUGCCCACUCGAUGGGAUAAAUGGCCUUUUGCACCCCCUCCAACUAAGAAGGCCUAUGCCUGCGACGAAGUGACAGAGCAUUUCCUCAUCGGCCGCGCGUUGGAGAUCGGUACGCAAGAAAUUGAUAAUACGUGGCUUCUCCCGCCUUCUACUAUCGUGCCGAUAAAGCAGGCGGUGAAGAAGAUGCUGAACGAUGAGACACUGGGUGAACGCGAAAAGAACAGUGUAAGGGCCGCGAUCGAGGAUUUCGCGGGUAGCGAAGAGGAGUGGGAGCAGAUGGAGUGGGAGCAGAUGGAGUGGGCGUGUAUUACGUGGGCUAGUGGAGGGGUGGCCGCUAUGUAUGUUUAUCCGAGGUUUAGGGCCUGGCUUGAGGAUGUUGUUGAGAAGGGGAGGGUUGGUUUGGAUGGUGAGGAGCAUGAAGAGCAGGAGAAUAUGUUGAAGCGUGGUAUGUGGCUGGGGAAGGUGUUCGAGAAUAGAGCAAGCGGGGCUAAGUCGGACGCGGAGGAGUUGCCGGGGUGGUUGAAAGACGCUAUUAGAGCGGCGAUGCCAAGAAGAAGAUGCUGA